Messenger RNA from Ornithorhynchus anatinus (platypus), 4042 nucleotides. It is a transcript of the gene ELOA, whose product is annotated as elongin A. The record is from RefSeq and is a predicted model, not a curated record. Lineage: Eukaryota; Metazoa; Chordata; Mammalia; Monotremata; Ornithorhynchidae. Gene Ontology annotation, biological process: transcription elongation by RNA polymerase II. Gene Ontology annotation, molecular function: protein binding. The coding region runs from base 78 to 2327 and encodes 749 amino acids. Gene Ontology annotation, cellular component: elongin complex; nucleus. The transcript has 11 exons.
GGGGGGCCCGGAGGUGGGCCCGGCCGGGGCGGCGACGCCAGCCCAGUUCCGGCGAGGAGGCCGCGCCGGGGACAACCAUGGCGGCCCAGUCGGUCCUCCAACUGGUGGAGAAGCUGCAGUCCAGGCUGGCCGACAACCCCGACCCCAAAAAGCUGCUGAAACAUCUGAAGAGGCUCUCGGACCUGCCCAUUACCAUCGACAUCCUUGUGGAAACCGGAGUUGGGAAAACCGUCAAUGGGCUGAGGAAGCACGAGCUGGUCGGAGGCUUUGCCAAGGAUCUGGUGGCUCGGUGGAAGAGGCUGGUGCCCACUCCCCAAGAAGUGGAAAGGAGCACCCUGGAGGAGGAGGACCGGAGCGUUUCCCGGAAGAGACCCCGCGAGCCUUCCCCCAGGCCGCAGGUAGAGGAGGAGGACGACGAUGACGCUGCUGCCGCCGUGCGAGAAGACUGGAGGGCUUCCUGUAGCCAGUCACGCAGCCCCGAGCACAGAGGGAAGAAGGCCAAGAGGCUCCCCGGACCCGAGAGACCGGCCAGAGGGCCCCUCCUCGGCGAGCCGCGGGAGGACAGGAGCCGAUGGGGCAAGGCCUCGCCCCUCUACUCUUCGGACCAGGAGUAUUCGGACCCCGGCCAGGCCCAGUCCCCGGAGCCGAGCGGGAGCCCCCAGGGGACGUACCGGGACCCUUACCGGAGCCAGGAGCCGGGCGACGAGCCGCCCGCCGCCCACCGCAAGCCCCCCAGAGGCCCCGGAGAGCCCGGGACCCGGAGCAAAGAGCACAAGUCCGCACACCGGGACGGGCGGCGUGGUCCGGAGGCGGCCGGGAGCCGGGAGGAGGGCCGGCGGCCUCCCUCGGGAGACGGUGCCAAGGACAAGUUGACUCCGGCCGGUGGGCCCAAGCGGGAGAAGGAGAGAGAGGGCGGUGGCUCCAGGAAACGGCCCCUCCCCGAGGCCACGCCGGGCAACCAGGCCAAAAAGCCCAAGCUCAAGGACUCCGAGAGGCCCAAACCGGACAGGCCCAAGGCGGGCGCCGACGGCACGGAGGGGGCGAGAUGGCGGUGGGACGAGGACCCGGCCCCCCGGGGCAGAGAGAAGGGCGCCGUCAACAGCACAAAGACUCAGGAAGGCAAGGCCCGGGCCCCCGACGCCGACCGGAAGGCCGCCGCCCCUCCCCUAGCCGGACCGGCCGAGGCCGAGGCGGAAGACGAGUUCGAGCCGCCCACCAUGUCGUUCGAGUCCUACCUCAGCUACGACCAGCCCCAGAGGAAGAAGAAGAAGCCCCUGAAGGCCGCAGGCUCCGAGGGGGACAAGGGGCACCACAAGCAGAACGGCUCCAAGGCCGGCGGCAAGGGCUCGGAUCCCGUCCCGAAACCAGCCAAGGAGACCGAGAGCAGACCGGAGAGGCGGCCGCCCGCGGACGGCCCGGCCAAGGCGAAGAAGAUCCCCAUCGACGUCGUGCCGACGCUCCCGGACAUCCCCCUGCCCACGAUGCAGACCACGUACCGGCCGCUGCCUUCUCUGGACCUGACGCCCCCCUCCCAGCCCAAGAGGAAAGUGGUCUCCUGGCCUCAGGAGGAAGAGGAGUCUGGAUUCACUGGACGCAGGCUGAACUCCAAGAUGCAGGUGUACUCGGGUUCCAAGUCCGCGUACCUGCCCAAGAUGAUGUCCCUGUACGAGCAGUGCAUCCGCGUCCUCAACAACAACAUCGACUCAAUCUAUGAAGUUGGAGGGGUCCCCUACUCGGUGCUGGAGCCGGUCCUGGAGAGGUGCACCCCGGAACAGCUGUAUCGCAUCGAGGAGUGCAAUCACGUGUUGAUCGAAGAAAGCGAUCAGCUCUGGAGGACGCACUGCCAACGAGACUUUAAGCGGGAGAGGCCCGAGGAGUUCGAGUCCUGGCGGGAGAUGUACCUCCGGCUGCAUGAUGCCCGGGAACAGCGGCUACUCCUCCUGACGCAGAAUAUCCGCUCCGCCCAUGCCAACAAACCCAAAGGCCGCCAGGCCAAGAUGGCCUUCGUCAACUCCGUGGCCAAACCUCCUCGCGACGUGAGGAGACGGCAGGAGAAGUUCGGAACCGGGGGAGCUGCCGUCGCAGAAAGGAUCAAGAUCAAACCGGCCCCGUUCACCUCUGGCAGCAGCGGCGGCGGCGGCUACGCCUCGGGGAGCGGCUCCAACCACAGCAGCAACGGCCCGGCCUACGACGGCCCCAGCACAAGCAGCGUCCACUCCGCCCCGCACGUCGUGAGCUACGACCCCCGGAAGCCCCCCGUGAAGAAAAUCGCCCCCAUGAUGGCCAAGACGAUCAAGGCUUUCAAGAACAGGUUCUCCCGACGGUAGACCGGCCCGGCCCAGGGGGGCGACGGCGGGGACAGGAAGAGGAAAACCCCACCGGAGUCCCCGGGCUCCGCCCCGCCGACGCCGCCGUCUCCGGGGCGGGGGCCGUGCCCGAGGCCUGACAGACAGUGCAGUAUUCGCCCGCCGUCGCGAGAGACUUCGGAACCCUCCUCCCGGGCUGGAAGCGGGGACCCCCACUGGAACCGCAGCCCCAGGGAUUUCGCCACGCUGAUGACAGAGACAUGAAGACCCCCGUAAGGAUUUUAAGGUCAUUCGCACCUUGUCGCUAUUUAACUUCUCCGUGAACUCUGAAGCAUAGUCGGAAUGAUUCGAAUAUUGCCCACCCCAUUCCGAUGGCAUUUAUGAUCGGCCCGGUACUGCCCCUUCCCAGGCUUUCCCGGGAAGCGGGGCCGGACAGGUACCUUUGCCAUCCUGACCCUUACGGUGGGAACCCUUCAUCUGCAUGUGAGAAGGCCUUGGCCUCGGGCAAAGGCAAAAGGACCCAGAGCUUCCACCCUGGCAUCGAUUCGGGCGAGGCUGGGCUGCCUCCUCACCCCCCAUUCCUUUCGCUCCAGUCUAACUGGAAUCCCUCCAAAGUCUGGGGGAGGAACCUGAGUUCCGCCGAGCCCAGCGUUUUACGCCUUUCCCAAGCCAAAACGUUUUUAAAGGGGUCAACGGAGCGGGGACGAACGCUGAGGCUUCCAACCCCCGGCAAAGACUUUCCGGUUUUAAAGUUGGCACUUUAAUCUCUUAGUUUCCUGUGAACUAUUGCUGGCGGCGGACUGUUUUUAACAUGUGUAAUGGUGAUGGGUAGAGCAGCGAGCUCGACGGGAGAGAGGGGGGCUCGGGUUGGAGACUCCCAACGCUCGGAAACCCGGCCGCAUGGGGGAAAAGGGUGGAAAAGCGCGGGGAUCGAAGCCAGGAUUUUAAUCGAUCCGCCUCAGGGAGUAGAGGGGGGGAGGGAGGAGGCCGGGGUUUCCGGGUCCUGGGGGCUCGAAGAGGAAAUCCAUCAAAAUAGGAAGGUGUUUCGGUGCACCUGUCAGCUGCCCAGCUGCAGCUGAGUAAGGACAAUGACCUUAGUCGUGACAAUAGGAAGAAGCGGGGCUCCCCACCCACCCCAGGACCUGGAUUUGGGGAUUUUUCCGGGGAGGCCACCCCGUGACCGGGGGGAAACGCCGUUUCCCAAGCCUCGCCCGUCGGGGAGGCCCCAAAGACGCGACUUAAUGGUGUCCCGGUGUGAACACGGACACCCCUCCGACCGGAGUGGGAAAGGAGGUGCUCGCCUGUUUGCUGAGGUCUCAGAAUGGGGGGUGGGGGGUGGGUGAACGUGGUCGGGGAGGGGGCCGUCGGUUAAACCAGUUGGCACAAACGACUGAAAGACACAAGCAGCAACGGAGCGUUGCCUGAUCAAUCUGUUUCCUUUGUGAAAACUUGUGUGCAAUCCUUAAUUUUCUGUGCUACACUACAAGCGAACCACCAAACGGCAAAACUAGCCCUCCGUGAGUGCGGCGGAUGGUUUUUAGGGGCCUUUUCCCUAGGGUUGGGGCGGGGAGGGAAACGAGGUAUUUCAAUCUGCAUUUGUAUUUUGGUCCCCAAAUGUAAAUACAAUUUUCUAUGUUACUUUUUUGUGGUAACUACCAAGAUGAAUAUUUUAAUUAGAUAAGUUAUAUGAAAAGGAAGGAAAAAUUCCACGUCUGAAUAAAGGAGCAAGCACUGGA